This is a messenger RNA of Mesocricetus auratus (golden hamster), 8468 nucleotides long. It is a transcript of the gene Ildr2, whose product is annotated as immunoglobulin like domain containing receptor 2. Bases 1 to 2502 code for a protein of 833 amino acids. The transcript has 11 exons. Lineage: Eukaryota; Metazoa; Chordata; Mammalia; Rodentia; Cricetidae. The record is from RefSeq and is a predicted model, not a curated record. Gene Ontology annotation, cellular component: membrane. Gene Ontology annotation, biological process: pancreas development.
AUGCUGAAGAUUCAGAUGCAGGAGACAAGUUGGAACCCAGCGAAGCCAUUCCAGGGCUGCAGCUCAGACCUCACCCUUGAACAGUUGCCCCUGACUCCCACAGUCUCUGGCCAGCUGCUGCUGCUCCCUCAUGGCAAAACCAAUUCUCCAGUGUCCCUGCUUCUUACACUACCAGAUCCACGAAAAACUAAGCUGCUGAGCUCUGACCUCCGGGCCCCCCGAGAGGCAGCACGUGACCGAGAAACUUUGGCGGGCGGCGGCGCGGCGGCCGAGCUCCCCCGCCCGGCGAGCUCUGCUGCGGGGAGGUGCUCGCUCCGCACCGCGCAGCCUGUACGUGCGGGAACGGCCCCCGCAGCCCAAGCGGACUCUGGAGCCGGCGGCAGCGCGCGUCUCGCAGGCGGCGGCGUCCAGCGCCCGGGCCCGGGCUGCGCGGCCAGCCCAGAGGGCUGCGGCGCCAGGGACGCGCGGGGCCCACGCUCCGCCGCCGCCUGCUGCCGCGAGGUCAUCCGGAUCCUCGUGUGCCAGCCGCUGCCGACUGUCCCCACUCCCCAUCUGCAUGGGAAGUUGGGGAAGAUGGACAAGAUGGACAGGGUCCUGUUGGGGUGGACCGCUGUCUUCUGGUUAACAGCCAUGGCGGAAGGCCUCCAGGUGUCAGUGCCUGACAAGAAGAAGGUGGCCAUGCUCUUCCAGCCCACUGUGCUUCGCUGCCAUUUCUCCACAUCCUCCCAUCAGCCUGCGGUGGUGCAGUGGAAGUUCAAAUCCUACUGCCAGGAUCGCAUGGGAGAAUCCCUGGGCAUGGCCUCUCCCAGGGCCCAGGCUCUCAGCAAGAGGAACCUGGAGUGGGACCCCUACUUGGAUUGUUUAGACAGCAGAAGGACCGUUCGCGUGGUAGCUUCCAAACAGGGCUCAACCGUUACCCUGGGAGACUUCUACAGGGGCAGAGAGAUCACAAUAGUUCAUGAUGCAGAUCUUCAGAUUGGAAAACUCAUGUGGGGAGACAGUGGCCUGUAUUACUGUAUCAUCACCACCCCGGAUGACCUGGAAGGCAAAAAUGAGGACUCUGUGGAACUGCUGGUGUUGGGCAGAACAGGGCUGCUUGCUGAUCUCUUGCCCAGUUUUGCUGUGGAGAUUAUGCCAGAGUGGGUGUUUGUCGGCCUGGUGAUCCUGGGGAUCUUCCUCUUCUUCGUGCUGGUGGGGAUCUGCUGGUGCCAAUGCUGCCCUCACAGCUGCUGCUGCUAUGUCCGAUGUCCGUGCUGCCCAGAUUCCUGCUGCUGCCCUCAGGCCUUGUAUGAAGCAGGGAAAGCUGCCAAGUCCGGGUACCCUCCCUCUGUCUCCGGUGUCCCAGGCCCCUACUCCAUCCCCUCUGUCCCUUUGGGAGGAGCCCCCUCUUCUGGCAUGCUGAUGGACAAGCCGCAUCCACCUCCCUUGGCACCAAGUGACUCCACUGGAGGAAGCCACAGUGUUCGCAAAGGUUACCGGAUCCAAGCUGACAAAGAGAGAGACUCCAUGAAGGUCCUGUACUAUGUCGAGAAGGAGCUGGCUCAGUUUGAUCCAGCCAGAAGGAUGAGAGGCAGAUAUAACAACACCAUCUCAGAACUCAGCUCCCUGCAUGAUGAUGACAACAAUUUCCGUCAGUCUUACCACCAGAUGCGGAGCAAGCCGUUCCCCAUGUCUGGGGACUUGGAAAGCAAUCCUGACUAUUGGUCAGGUGUCAUGGGAGGCAACAGUGGGACCAACCGGGGGCCAGCCCUGGAGUAUAACAAAGAGGACCGAGAGAGCUUCAGGCACAGCCAGCCGCGCUCCAAAUCCGAGAUGCUGUCACGGAAGAACUUUGCCACCGGCGUGCCCGCGGUGUCGAUGGAUGAACUGGCGGCCUUCGCAGACUCCUAUGGCCAGCGGUCGCGACGCGCCAAUGGCAACAGCCACGAGGCGCGGGCAGGGAGCCGCUUCGAGCGCUCGGAGUCGCGGGCGCAAGGCACCUUCUACCAGGAUGGCUCCCUGGACGAGUACUACGGGCGCGGGCGCACUCGCGAGCCGCCGGGAGAUGGGGAACGCGGCUGGGCUUACAGUCCUGCGCGUCGCCGGCCGCCCGAGGAUGCUCCGCUACCGCGCCUGGUGAGCCGGACCCCUGGCACCGCGCCCAAGUACGAUCACUCGUACCUGAGCAGCGUGCUGGAGCGCCAGGGGCGAGCCGAGAGCACCAGCCGCGGUGGUAGCCUGGAGACACCGUCCAAACUGGGGGCUCAGCUCGGCCCGCGCAGCGCCUCCUACUAUGCCUGGUCGCCGCCUGCCACUUACAAGCCCGGGGCCAGCGAGGGUGAAGAUGACGACGAAGCAGCAGACGAAGACACGCUGCCACCCUACAGUGAGCUGGAGCUGAGCAGGGGACCGUCCUACCGGGGUCGCGACCUGCCCUUCCACAGCAACUCCGAAAAGAGGAGGAAAAAGGAGCCCGCCAAGAAAACCAAUGACUUUCCCACCAGGAUGUCCCUUGUGGUCUGAUGGUUUCAAGACACCUCUCUGGAUCACUAGAAAGCAGAUGCAGACUUCCGGACGAGACACAAAUCUGAGAGCCAGCAAGCCUAGGACCUUACCAGCAACCACCUUGGAAGAUUUGCUAAUCUCUGCUUUGGCAAGGGAUAGGAGGCACCCUUUAAGGAUGCUGAUUCCAAAAUCUAGUGCCCAUCUAGCCUGAGAAACUUAUCAAGAAAACAACGAUGUGUAAGAACAUACUACAUAAUAACCCACAGGGUUUAUCUUGCCCCCCUCCAUUUCCUUAGCAGAAUCAAGACUCUGUGUCCAGUUUUGAAACAGGUAGCUUUGAACCCCUGACCUCUAGAAAUUAUCUAUGCUUGCAGUCUGUUUUUCUACAAGUGCUGUUCUGUGCUUAGAGGCAGAAGAAUUUAUUACUACCGUUAGAGGACCCUCUGCUCACAAAAGAGAUAACUUCAAGGUAAAAUGUACCUUUUAUCCCUAUCACUUCCAGUCAUUGGUCAAUGAGUCUUGUUAUGCUAAAAUCAGAAGGCUUUUGGUGAGCUUAGUGGCAGUGACCUCCUGGGCAAUCACAGAAAUGACUUCAAUUUGCUGCUCUGACUCACAGUUCUUAAGUGGCUCGGACAAACAGAGGCUAGCAUUUUGAAAUGCUGUCUAAGUGGUCUCUCUUUUUCCAUUCAGAAAACGUAGGCUGGUUUUCAUCCUUCUGUUGUGCACAGUGACAUCCAAGCCUUGAAUCCUAAGGUCUCUCUCUCUCUUCCUCUCCUCUCCUGAACUUUUCAGGGGCAGUGCAUCUGAGGGUGUUCCACUCCACUCUGCAGUGUGAAUAGCUUGUCAUCAGGUGUCUUUGACAGUUGUUUAAAACACACACAUGAAAGGGAAGGAGAAAAGGAGACAACAGUGAAGCAAGAUCAAAAAUGGGAAAGAAUUGGAAGGAAAAUAAUAUAUAGUCUCAUUAUAUCUUGAGUUUGGAUUGUUUUCCCCACAAACACUCAGGUUUUUUUUAUUGGAUUUGUACUUCAUUUAAAGAUUAUUUCUGCCAUCGUGAUUCUGCCACUGCAGGGCACCAGGGAUGUGGUGUCAGCUUCUCUUGGCCUCACUGGCCUGCCACCAUAGAUGCUUUGAAGUCAAGAAAGACACUGAUUUCUAGGCAAGAAGCACUUCCUCUUCCUACCCUUGCAGAAAUAAUUGGUUUUUACCUAAAUACCAAAUUGAGAAGGCUCUGGACUUUGUCAUGUGUGUAAACUGCCAAAGUAGCCACAAGUUCUUCCCUUCUCAAGUUCCUGCGCAUGGACUUUGUCCUUUCUUGCUUCUCACGGGCCCUACCAAAUGUACCUGAACUAUCUAUCCCACAUGUCGAGAGAAGAGCCUGGCCACUAUUGUCAUUGUAUGUGACAGUUUUACCAACUCAUCAGACACAGAAGAGCGUCUAGCCACAACCAACAAAUGAACUGCCUAGCUGAGCCGAGCCCAAACUGGGGGUUCCCACUUGAGAGAAGUUUGGUACUCCUAUGUCUCUAUUAAUCAUCAAGGAUAAUCCCCCUCUCUUGUCAGAAUAUUUGACCCUGAAUCAGUUACUCACCCAACCUUAGGUGUUAUGCAGCCUUCACUUUCUUUGAGAGACUUUGCAGCCUGUAUUCUUGUGGCAAGACAAUGAUUGGGUAAAACGACUGAAAGAAAAUGAUGCUUGACAUCCCAUAAUCCAGCGGUAGUCUCUUCUCUACUUACUGGUCUAUGUGUAGCCUUUGAAGAAGGUUGAUCAGAAUUUCCAGGGUCUCCAGAUGGAAAUUCCAGAGUCUGCUCUGGUAGCAUCCAUUGUUCUUCAUGACAUUUCCAAAAAAUGUCCCGUGUGUGUGAUGUAAGAAGCUGCCCGGCGAAGGUUGGAAGGAUAAGCUAAUAUCGUUGCGUGGAGAAGAACUGACCUGCCAAGGAUGUCACAGUCGCUUUGGCCUGCCCUUAAAUGGAACAGAACGUUACUGCAGCCCAGUGCUGGCACUUCCAAGGGCUGGAAGACAAAGCCAUAACUCUGGUGCUGAGUUCUAGGCUUGCUAGUGUCCCUGGCCUCAGAAAACCUACAUCUGUUGUAUCUGUUUGGGCUCUAAAUCAGCAUGACAAAAACAUAAUUUCUUAAUCACCAGCUUUUGAUUUCAACUUGCUCAGGCACUUUUGAAGAAUAUUGGAUAGCUGCGGUAGCUAUUGUUAUACUGAGCACUGUGUCAGGCUUCUUACCACCAAAGAGCCCCAUAGCACAGGCUACAGAGACCAAAUAUAUUGCUUUGUAAAGCCAGGGGCGUGUGUGAGCUUGGUGAAAGCUGAGGGGAGAAAUAGGAAAAAACUGUUAAAAUUGGAAACAUAAAGUUCCAAAGGCAACAUGACUAUAGGCCGACAAUUAAAAAAAAUCAAUGUAAAGAUGAUAACAGCCUUUUGAAAUAAGUGGGAAGGGGACCACAGGUUGCUCUUUGUGGGUCUGCAUGAAUCAUUUGGGCUUCUAGGCCUUCAGUAGGGAGAGAAAGCGGUUGUUUCUGGGUAUGUGGAUAGGAGAUAAUGCUGGAUGGAGAAGCGAAGCUGGCUGUCCUCUGUGCCCUUGGCUUUUCUUUUCACAUCCCUUUGUUUUUUCUCCAAAUAGUGUGUCUUGCAUAGGAAGUGCCUAUACAUAUUAGUUCCUUUUCUGUCUUUCUAGGGCAUAAAGCAAGUCUGGUAUAAGAUGCGAUCUCCAUCCACUUGAGUCCCUACAGUUUAAUAAGGAAGCUAAGACAUGCCCAAGGAAGGAUAAGGAUAGUUUUAUGCAUAUGAUAGGAAAUAGUGCUAUGGAUAAAUUAUAAUAAACCCAGAGAUUUAAAUUUUUUUAAACUUAAAUGGGAAUAUUUUGAUAUUUAAGUGUUGUGUUUGUCUACCCAUCCCAUUUUUUUAAGGACAUGCUCAGUGAUCUGCAAAGCCAGGCUGUAAAAAUCUGAGCUGAGAAGAGGUGAAAGAGAAUGGAGAUGGAUGAGUGUCAGGGGGCCUGGAGGGCUGGUGCUGGGGCUCCUGUCUUUGCCUGUGAGUCACAGCUGAGUCAGGGACAGGCUGGAGGAGGGAGUACGGAAGCAGGUGGCAGGAGGUGUCCUGCUGUGUUCAGAGUUCUUCUCUAGGCCAUGUAUAGACUCAUUAGGAGACUGAGGACAGUUCUUCCACCCAAGCAAACCCAGGGGGAACUCAGUAUCCGGUCCUCCCGGCCCUCCUAUCUACAGCGUGGGGUGCAGUACUUGCACAAAUGCCAGAAGUCUCACACAGGCUGGGCAUCUCAUCUCACUUCUUAGGACCCCCACUUUUCACUUGUGGGGCUGGGCACACCAGGGUGAGCAGGGGCUGCCACUAAAUAUAAAAAUCUGGUUAGAUCUUCAACAGUCUUUGAGAAGAAUGAGGUAACCAAUGCUGCUUUAGUUCAUCCACUCCCCACCCCUUUUUGAGUAGAUGGAUAAACCGUCACUCCCAUAAAUGAAGUCACAAACCUGUCCGACCUUUAGAUUCCCAAUAUUUAGGCUUUUCGUGUUGGAUCUGUAUUUCCCAAAAUUGACUGGCCAUAAGAAUUACUUGAAUUAUCAGAGGACUCGAGUUUGGUUCCCAGCACUCUCAUGAUGACUCACAACUGUCUGUAACCCCAAAUCAAUUCCAGGGGACCCAAUGAUCUCUUAGAGCAUCUGGGAGUGCCAUACUCACAUGGUGCACUUACAUGAAGGCAAAACACAACAUAAAAAUGAAUACAUUCUUAAAAGUAAGAAAGGGGGCUGGAGAAGAUGGCUCUUAUGGUCUCUGCAGGUGCUGCAUACAUGUGGUGCACAGACACAUGCAGGCAAAAUGCACACUUGAAGAAGAGAUUUAAAAAUACUUGGUAAAUAAUUACUUGCCUGGAGAGCUGGGAAUUGACUCUGUUGGUAGUACUUACUUAGUGUGCACGAAACCCCGAUUCAGUGCCAACACUGUGCAAACUAGCAGCAGCAACAUGUGCCUGUACUCCCAACAUUUGGGAGGUAGAGACAGGAGCUUAGAAGUCCAAGGUCAUCCUUGGCUACAUAGUAAGUUCAAGGCUACAUGACACCCUGUCUUAAAGAACCAAACAAUAAAUCAAAAACACAAGGAUGACUUGACUGCCACUGUAAAAAUGUUGUUGGGCCAUGCCUUGGAGAAUGGAUGGGUGGAUCUGGAGUAAAGAUUUCUGCUCUGAACAUGUACUUUCAGAGAGCCCUGUAAUAGUUACCUUUGGGUAGUGUUACCCUGAACUGCACCUCUGGUGCACCCCUAACUGCUGGCUGUAAGUAUUUGGGCUGUAGAUUAUUUUAUUCAAAUAUCAAGGUGAGGUCUCUCUGACUCCCUUGGUUCUGGCACUGAUGAGGCACCCAGCAGCCUGGCUGUACCACUGGAGACUGGCUCACCACAGUCCAGCUGAAAGAAAAUAUUCAAAGGGAGAGAGUUGGAAGUCCUCCCCAGGAGUCUGCUUGAUAUGUUCCAACCCCCAGAAUAGUGAUCUGUUGUGACAGGCUCAGAUCAGACAACAGGAAUUACAGGUAAUUUUCUUAUUCCCUUGAUGUCAUCCUGAAUAAAACUUAGAUCAUGAAUAGAAAGAAGAAAACCAUUAGGGAAAAUGGCAAAUGUAAAUCAUUUUUAAAGGGUACAAAUUAACAGCCUCGCUAAUAAUGUAAUUUUCAUGUUAGGAUCAAAGGCGGGGUGGAGAAAAAUAAUAAGAUAUACAACAUUACCCCUUCCAAAAUCAGAUUUAAUUGCUGCCAGAAUCUUAUGAGAGUUUAGAAGUGAUGUGUAGAAGAGUUUAGAAACCAUCCAUGGAAGGUCUAAGGUCCUAGAAGCAGAAUAGUGCCUAGUUUUCCCUGCCAGGACCCUAUCUCCUGGUCAUGUGGGAUGAUGAUAGAUGCAAAGGCCCCAGUAGCAUCAAAGAAGUUGAGUUGCCUCAAGCAACUGAGGUCAGCAUUGCUGGGGUGAUAUGGUCAGUUUUUAAUGCUAUGUGCAUCACUCUUGUGAUACACUGCUGUUUACAGACCAUGUCCACAAGCAUUCUCUCAUUUGUUCUUCACAGCAAGCCCUGUGAUACAGACAGGGCAGGUGUUCUCCCGGCAUUCGGAAUGUGGAGCCGAGGUUGGAUAUGCCAAGUGACUAGCCCGUUGUCUAAAGGCUUUUAGAGUCUUUAGAUGGCCUUCUGACUGUCUAGGGUUCUUUACAACCUGUGCGGUACUCACAGGCCAAGACUCCGGCUUGUUCUCUUCACAACCGGAUGUGUAAUGAGGAGAGUCCUGCACUCAGUGGUGAGGAUUAGCCAUGAAGACUUUCGGCAUUCUGUUCCUAGAAGUCUGCCCUGAGGUGGGGUGCAUCUUUGCUGGGAGAGUUUCAUGCUGAGCACCAUGCUGUGAUGGGGAAGGUUUUGACAAAUAUGUUGCAACUUUCUGGAUUCUUCUCAAAGAUGAAUUUCUAAGCCAAGCUACAAGUUCAUCCAGGCUCAGAAUUCCAGGGUUGUGGGCAGGAGCCAUCAUCUUCACUAUAUUUUUAGUUUUUUUAAAGGUGGAAUUGAGGAUCCAGGUCUAGAGGGAGACAAAGAAGGUGAGGAGAGAGUUGUAGCAGUUGAGACAAAAGUCUUGUUAGAGUUUUUGGUGGGGCUUACUGGACAGGGGGUAAAUGUGGUCCUAUUCCUUUUAUCUAGAAGGCUGAGACAGAUGUCCAUAGCUUCUCUCCUGCCACAUAUAUUAACAAAGGUGUUAGGCACUACUCCAUGAGACAUUUCCUUGUGAAAAUAAAGAAUGUGACUUUAAAACAGUGAUGUGAAGAGAAGACGCCUACUUCACAAGAGUCACCUGCCCAGUUGUUUUUGUGCCUUGUCUGUGACAUCAAAACUGAAAUGUUUGUGUCACUGUUGCCCAUGAUAUUUUCCUAUGUCAGACAUACAAAGUGCAUUCGAUUGUAAUGUUUUAAAGUAAAUAAAGCAUUUUCAUCUA